AUGGAUCACUAUGCCCAAGCCUCUGCUGAAGCUGAUGCUUCUCGCCUGUCCAUGGCUGAAAAGAAUGAGAAGGAAAACGUGGAGUCACUCCCAGCGACACAGGUUGAUGUGGAGGAGAAACCACACGUGAUCGACCUGGAACCAGAACUGGAAGAUUUCAUGGACCAGCACUUCGAUGACCGUCAGAAAUUUCCAGAAGAAGAAAGUUUCCAAGAAGGAGGUGAGACUGGAGUUGGGCCUGGGGAUACUGAGGAAACGCAGCAAUAUGAACCAGGUGAUGUUUGCAAUGAUGUUAUAGCAGGUGAGCCAGUUACCCAUGAGCCCGCUGCACCUGACGCUGAAGAUCGUGUUCCUGAGGAAGACAAUCAGUCCGCCUGGAAGCAAGAUGAUUGGUCAUACUAUGGGUAUUGGCCUUACGAUAGCUGGGGUGGAUCGUGGAAGAGCUCUUGGGACUAUGGAUAUGGCUACUAUGGUUCCUGGGGCCAAUGGGACAACUACCAUGGAAAAGAGGGAGGGAACACAGUGCGCAGGUCGAACUCUGUCGAGAGUGGGGUCAGCGGGUUUUCGCAGUUGACCAGCGUCUCCGCGUUGCACAUGUCAUUGAACAGGCUCAACACGCCGGACCUUGAACAUGUGAAGAAGAAUGAUGAGAAGAAGAAUGAUAAGAAGAAUGAUAAGAAGAAUGAUGAGAAGAAGAAUGAUGAGAAGAAACAUGAAAAGCCUGUCAGAUUGGAUGAUGCAACCUCACCGAGCUCGUCAGUCCCUGCCCCAGCAGCUUCUCCCAAUGGAACUCCAGGUGAUGAGAUGAACCAGGAACACCAUGAUGGAUCCGAUGUUGGAACCGCACCCAGUUCAUCGAAUGGUGACACCGGUGCGCCCUCAGAAACUCCUGAUGGUAAUGCCGUGGAAGCAAAGAAUGAUGACAAGAAGGCCGCAGAGGGUGAAGGGUAUGACUCGAGCCCGAAGACUCCUGAAGAGAUUCAGAAGAUGGGCCGUCGAGCCCACGGAUGUUCUCACCUACACUCUGUCCUUUUUGAGUCCUGGUUGUCGGCCUCUGGUGACUGGAAAAAAUCUAAGCUCUACAUUCAGGCCACUGAGUCACGUAGCAACAAGAAGAUGGGCAAAAGAAAGUGGUUCCUGAAGUCGGAGAUGAUCAGCCGUUUCGGUGAAGCUGCUACGGAAGCGAUGAUACAAAGAAAAGAAGGUGACAAGGACCUAAAGGAAACUGAAUGCCGUGACCACCCAGACUGUCCAGGUGUCGAGGAGAUGAGGCAAUACAAAUGCCUGGAUGAAGAGUCUGAAAUGGACAGUGAAGAAUCAGAAGUAAAAUUUCUGUUCGAUGCGGUGGAUGAAGACAGCUCGUCAAGCAGCAGCAGCAGCAGCUCAUCGUCGGACAAGAAGGCUAGGAGACAAUAG
Cladocopium goreaui is the source of this 1416-nucleotide messenger RNA. The record is from the annotation of a GenBank genome assembly. NCBI's taxonomy places the organism in Eukaryota, Dinophyceae, Suessiales, Symbiodiniaceae.